AUGCCAGUUCAUGGAAAGGAGGCACCAGUUGGUGCCCUUAGUCAUGGCAAUUACCUGGAUGGGUUUUCUCAAUUCAAUGACAUGGACCUAUCCACUGAGUUAUUGGAGAAACAACACACAACAUUGUUGAAAAGACCACCACAACACAGAGCCAAACAACCGGGCAGCUUCAAUGUGUACGACUGCAACAAUAGUGAGGUUGUACCUGUUACAGACAAUAAUAUUUGUCAAGCUGAGACUAUUGCAAAACAGCUUAAGCUUACUAGAAAGGCAUGUCGUUACCUUUUCAGCUUGGCCGAAGAAUUAUUUCGCGAAGAAACCCGUCUUUACCGCCAUGUUCCCCCGUCAUAUCCCCUGUCGUUGAUUCCUGCAUUGCCUGGGAGGAAGAAACAUUGCCUUUCUACGAGCAUGACCAAUACUAUCCAGUCCGACUUUUGUGAAGUCUUUGACACAAGGCAGCGACUUGUUUGGAAAACUAGGUUAUGGCGCCUACUCGACGAGGUUCCUAUGCUGCGGGAGAUGUUGAGGCGGCUCAUCAAUGUUCUUGAUUUCCUUCAUACGGAGGCCCAUAUUUUCCACACUGGUAUGCGACCUAUGGUUGGUUUUAUGAUAGAGAACAAUGACUGGAGGUAUCUGGCCCUAUGUGGUUUUGGCGAGGCUAGGAUUGGAAAGAUUCAGCAGGACACUGGCCCGUUUGUUCAGCCACACAUUUAUAGCGCACCAGAAGUGGCAUUUGAGAUUCCUUGGGGCGCUUCCGUGGUUAUAUGGAAUGUUGCUACGCUGGUUUGGGAUCUACUCGACGGAAGACACCUGUUUAACAACAUUGGACGAACAGGGUUAUUACGAUCCAUUCAAGCACAUGGCUCAGGCAACUGGCAAGCAGGAAAACAUGUGGAAAUACCUGAUAUUUCCUUCGAACACAUUGAGACGCGAUUAGAAGGCAAUGGUAAGGUCCGCUCUCUCAAGUUCAUUCGGUCGAUGCUGAGCUGGCUUCCUGAGGGUCGAAAUACGGCUAAGGAGCUCCUUGAGGAUUCUUAG
Histoplasma capsulatum G186AR is the source of this 1038-nucleotide messenger RNA. Its product is annotated as protein kinase. The coding region runs from base 1 to 1038 and encodes 345 amino acids. Gene Ontology annotation, molecular function: ATP binding; protein serine/threonine kinase activity. The transcript has 5 exons. Gene Ontology annotation, biological process: protein phosphorylation; intracellular signal transduction. The record is from RefSeq and is a predicted model, not a curated record. NCBI's taxonomy places the organism in Eukaryota, Fungi, Ascomycota, Eurotiomycetes, Onygenales, Ajellomycetaceae. Gene Ontology annotation, cellular component: nucleus; cytoplasm.